AAGGGAGAGAUUGAGGGAGGGGGAGUGAAAGAGCAAGAGAGAGAGAGUGGCGGGAGAGGGACAGAGAGCUGUUAGGAGAGAGGAAGAAGGAGGAUGUGAUAAACGUUCUGAGGUGUUCCUCCUGAGCAGAGAGAGAGAGAGAGAGCUUUUCCCCCCUUGCCACCACCAUGAGGAUCACCACCACCAGCCAGUCUAACUAGGAGGAAUUAGAUCAUCCACUGGGACACGCCAGCCAUAACCAGAAGAGCACGUCGUUCCGACACCCUGUGACUGGACAGAUAUCUCCAGAAAACACUGAAUAUAUGCUCCACGACAAGACAGAGUCCCGGGGCAUGUCCAAGCCACCGCCACCGGUCAGUCAGAGGCCCCCCAGCAUGGUCAGCCAGACUUCCAAGGCAGUGACCUCAUCAACAGUGGACGCCACCUCAGGGUCAAAGCCGCAGGGUUCUAGGAGUAGUGGCAAGGUACACAGCUUCGGCAAGAGGGACCAAGCCAUCAAGAGGAACCCCAAUAUCCCUGUGGUGGUCAGGGGAUGGCUCUACAAACAGGACAGCUCUGGAAUGAGACUGUGGAAGAGGAAGUGGUUUGUCUUGUCCGACUACUGCUUGUUUUAUUACAAAGACAGCAGAGAGGAGACGGUUUUGGGGAGCAUCCCCCUGCCCAGUUAUGUCAUCGCCCCUGUGGAGCCUGAUGACCACAUCAGCCGCAAGUAUGCCUUCAAGGCGAGCCACACAGGAAUGCGCUCCUACAUUUACAAUAAGAACUCUGUGAUUGGCUCGCAGGCAGAGCACGGUGGGAUGAGGACGUACUUCUUCAGUGCCGACACGCAGGAGGACAUGAAUGGUUGGAUCCGAGCCAUGAAUAAGGCUGCUCUCAUGCAGAGUCAAGGCAUCAAGAGAGAGGCAGUCACAGAGAGACCAGAAAUGUCAGUGCAGCAGGCAGUACCACAGACCAACCACGUUAACAACAACAACACCAGUAAGAGCCCCUCCCAGUCGCGUUCAGGGAGCCUCCAGCGGCCCGAGAGAGAGGAGCCUCCGGAGGGGGAGAUCCGACUGAGCCAGGGGGACGAGGAGAGGUACGUGUUGGAGGCUCCUAGAAAGCUCAGCCAUCCAGCCACGGAGGUAGAGGUAGAGGUGGACAGGCUCUCCCCAGACACUCUCCCUGGCCCCUCACACCCCAGGAAUGGCCAGGCCCACACAGUCCUCGCCACGCUGCCCCCUGAGCAGAAUGGGAACGUCGUGUAUAAGAGGGGCUUUGUCCCACGGACAGCCACAGAGAAGCAGGUGCAGAGGAAGACUGCUCUGGCUCAGGUGGAGCACUGGGUCAAAGUACAGAAGGGAGAUCCCAAGAGCAACACACCUACUACUGAGUACGCCCUCCCCCUUCCUCAGCGGACGCCUCCCCUGCAGCCUAAGGCCGUGGUAGUAGAGGCCUACCAGACAUUGCCAAAGACCCCCAGACUCCCGUCUGGCGGGAGCUCCCCUUCGGCGCCCCGCAACCUGCCCAGCGACUACAAAUACGCCCACGACCGGCUCAGCCACUUCCGCAUGUCCACCGAUGAGCGCAUGGCCACCAAGGAGGGCAUGGUGUGGCAGCUGUAUGAGUGGCAGCAGCGCCAGCAGUUCCGCCACGGCAGCCCCACGGCGCCCAUCUACACCGGGCCAGACUUCCUGGACACAGCCUCCUUCAGGGUCAUUGUGGAGCUGCCUCGCUCCAUCUCUGUGCCCCCUUCCCCCUGUGAAGUCCCCCCAUCUGUCCCCACCUUCAAACCACUGUCCCCACACAGGCCACACACCCCCUCAGACAGGGUGACGGUCAGGCCGCUGGAUGAGGUGCCACCUGGGGAGUCCCCCACCGGCUCCAGUUCUCCUAGACGGGUGUUUUCUCAGCUCUCUAAGACUAGUCAGCUGGAGAGACGGUCAAUGCCAGCCAUGGGCUACAUCACACACACAGUCAGCGUACCAAGCUUGCAUGGGAAAACGGCAGAUGAUACUUACAUGCAACUGAAGAAGGACCUGGAUUAUCUCGAUCUGAAGGUGGGCCCCAAGAGAAAAGAUCACGUUACAGGGCGUGAAACUCUGAAAGACAGACCAUCGAGACCUGUUAAGAUAGCAGAGAGCGAUGUUGAUGUGAAGUUAAGUCGACUGUGUGAACAAGACAAGAUCCUUCAGGAGCUGGAAACAACGAUACGCACGCUCAAGGAAGACAAGGACAAGUUGGAGUCCGUGCUGGACGUGUCCCACCAGCAGAUGGAGCAGUACCGGGACCAGCUGGCCCACCAGGAGAAGAUAUCCUACCAGCAGAGACUACUGCAGGAGGACGUGGUGCACAUCAGAGCUGAGAUCUCUCAGGUGUCCACGGAGAUGGAGAAUGCGUGGAACGAGUACAGCAGCCUGGAGAGAGAUGUAGACUGGUUGAGGACAGCUCUGGAGGGCCAGAUGAACCGCAGUGGUCUCUCUCAGAAGGAGAAGUCCCAGAUCAAGAGGGAGUUGUGGAGGGUUGAAGACGUAAUAGCAGGCCUCAGCUCCAGCAAAGCCAACUACCUAAUCACCAUCUCCUCUGUGACCAACCCAGAGAGAAAACUUGUGCCUUCCGUGUCGCCGUCGUCAAUGCCUUCUCUGUCUGCCAGUCCCUCCCUGGGAGAGAUGAGACUGGCCCAGCAGCACAGCCCCCACCUCAGCCCCACAACCCCCACCUCCACCCAGCACACCACCGCAGCCCUCCCCAUGUCUGUGCCAAAAUGGGCAGAUGAAGGCGCCCCUCCCCGACCACCACUACCUCAGCUAUACAGUCCUGAGGACCACGCCCCGGCCGUGCCUCCGCCGCCCAGGGAAACCAGCGUCAUCAGACACACGUCUGUACGAGGCCUCAAACGACAGUCUGACGAACGCAAGCGGGACAGGGAGAUUGGCCAAUACACCAACGGCGACAAUAAGGUGGAGCUGCGCACCUUCCUGAGUGAACCUGAGCUUCUGGGAGUGGGAGGGUCUGGUCACAUGAGGAUGGGGGCCUUGGGGCAUGAUGGUGGCUACCAGACCCUGCCAAGCAGAGGGCCGGCUGGCUCCUCAUCCAGGCUAAAUCAGUCCACAAACAUCUCCUCAUAUGUUACCCUCAGAAGAGGAGCCUCAGCCGCCUCAGGCCUGAAGGAGAGACCAAAGAGUGCCUUGGAGCGUCUGUACUCUGGGGAUGUGCUGCAGCAGCAGAGCAGGGGGAGGAUGAGUGCUGAGGAGCAGCAGCAGAGCAGGGGGAGGAUGAGUGCUGAGGAGCAGCUGCAGAGGCUGAAGAGGCACCAGAAAGCUCUGGUCCGCCAGCGCAAGAGGACCCUGAGUCAAGGAGAACGCCAGGCCUCCUCAUCAUCACAGCAACGCCCCCUUUCCGCAGACCUGGGCUCAUGGAGGCGAGAGCAGGAGUUUGACCUGCAGUUGCUGGAGCGGGCGGUGCAAGGGGAGGAGGCGCGGGGCGUGGUCCAGGGCGAGGAGUGUCCAGCAGAGCACAGUGAUAGACCUCGGUCCCAGUCAGACGAGUGGCUGACCCUCCGCUCUACAGCCACGUCCACACUUACCCAGGAGGCGGACCUAGAGACGCUGGACUAUGACCUGGACCUCAGCCGAGAGCUGGCCAAACCUCAGAAGGUGUUAAUCCCCGAGCGCUACAUAGACACAGAGCCUGAGGAACCUCUCAGCCCUCAGGAGGUGGAGGCUCGCCAUCGCAACAUGGAGCGCAUCAAGAACAUUCUGGCCAAGUCCAGUGUUCAGAUCCUGGCGGGGCCCUCUGUGGCGGUGGACAAGCCAGAGGUGCUGGGUCUGGACUCAGCCCUACUGAAGCAGGAGAGGAUCAUCACCAUGUCUUACGCCCUGGCCUCAGAGGCCUCCCUCAAGAGCAAGCAGGUCGCAGAUCCCCUGGCCUGUACAGACCCAGACUCAAGCAGCUCCAGGCCUAGCAUGGGGAAACCCAGCCAGUGA
Molecule: messenger RNA, 3965 nt
Organism: Salvelinus namaycush (lake trout)
Lineage: Eukaryota; Metazoa; Chordata; Actinopteri; Salmoniformes; Salmonidae
Product: pleckstrin homology domain-containing family A member 7-like
Exons: 25
Coding region: 303-3965 (1220 amino acids)
Source: RefSeq, a predicted model, not a curated record